AUGGAGAGCCCAAUUUCCCCUCUUAAGAACAGCCCCGUGAGGUUUGUCGCUCCAGGUGCAGCAACAAACCCAACAGCAGCAGCAGCAGCAGCAGCAGCAGCAGCAGCAGCAGCACCAGCACCAGCACCAGCCGCAGCGGCAAUGGGGAAGGUGCAAAAGAAGAGCAGCAGCAGCAGCAGCAGUCCGCUGCAGGACUCAGCUUCUGCUGCGCAUAUUUUUGAAGCCGCAGCAGAUCGUCUGCAGCAGCAGCACCAGCAGCAGCAGCAGCAGCAAAGAGGAAAACAUGCUGCUGCUCUCUCCCGCCUGGAUGAAACUAUGGCAUCUCGCCGCAGCGCAGCAGCAGCAGCAGUGGCGCCGGCGGCCCCCACAGCAGCAGCAGCAGCAGGGAAGGUGCAGCAGACAGAACAGCAACAGCUGCUGCAGCGGCAGCAGCUGUUGCAGCAACAGCAGGAGCAGCAGCAGCAGCAGGCACAAGUUGUCCUGAGGCUGCAGCAGCAAGUCAGGGACCUGCAGCAGCAACUGCAGCAGCAGCAACGCGCUAAGCAGGGUCAGAUGCAGCAGGAAGAGAGCUCUUUGGGUUCGCAGAAGGAGGCGCCGCGGCUGCCGCAGCUGCAGCAGCAGCACGAGGAGCUGCUGCAGCAGCACCAGCAGCUGCAGCAGCAGCAUUCAGCAAUGGCCGGUGCGCUGCAGGCAGCCAUUGGCAAGUACAAGAGUUUGAAGGAGGAGCAGCAGCAGCAGCAGAAUGAGCAGCAGCAGCAGCAGCACCUGCUGCGGACAGCACAGGAGAAGCUUCGCCAUGAGAUGGAGCAGCGCGAGGCAUCUGCUGCUGCUGCUGCAGCUGCUUCACAAGAAGAGCGUCUUGUGCUUCAGCAGCAGCUGGAAGAGCAACAGCAGCAACUGCAGCAGCGACAGCAGGAGCUGGAGCACCAACAGCAGCAGCUGCAGCAGUUUGAAAAGCAGAAGCAGCAGCUGCAGAUGCAGCUGCAGCAGUAUGAAAAGGAGCAAGAUGAGAUGAGCGACCUCAAGCGGCAGCUGCAGCAGCAGCAGCAGCAGCAGGUGGACGAGAGGCAGCAGAGCCAGGAGCAGCAGCAGAAACAGCAGGCUGAAGUGAACAAUCUGAAGCAGCAGCUGCAGCAGCAGAAGGAGGAGCUGUCUGGCCUCAAAGAGCAAAUGCAACAGCAGCAGCAGCAACUGCAACAGAAAGAGCAAUUACUGGAGCAGCAGCAGCAACAGCUGCAGCAGAAGGAGCAGCUCCUGGGGCAGCAGCAACAGCAACUGCAGCAGAAGGAGCAGCUACUGGAGCAGCAGCAACAGCAACUGCAGCAGAAGGGGCAGCUACUGGAGCAGCAACAGCAGCGGUUGCAACAACAAGAGCAGCAGCUUCAGCAACGGCAACAAUAUCGAGAGCAGCAGCAAGAUGAGAUUGAUGACCUGAAGCAGAAGCUGCUGCAGCAACAGCAGCAGAUACUGCAGAAAGAGCAGCAGCUGCAGCAAGAGCAGCAGCAGCAGCAGCAGCAACAGGUCGAACUAGAUGACCUGAAGCAGCAGCUGGAGCAACAGCAGCAGCACCUGCAGUACCUGCAGCAGCAGCAGCUGCAGAAGGAGCAACAGCUGCAGCAAGAGCUGCAGCAGAAACAACAACAGCAAGAUGAGAUGGAUGACCUGAAGAAGCAGCUGGAGCAACAGCAGCAGCAGCUGCUGCGGGAGCAGCAGCAGCUUCUGGAAAAGGAGCAGCGGGUAGAGCAGCUGCAGCUGCAGCAAGAGCUGCAGCAAGGCGAAAUAGCCGAUCUGAAGCAGCAGCUGCAGCAGCAGCAGCAGCUGCUGCUGCGGGAACAGCAGCAGCUGCUGGUAAAGGAACAGCAGCUAGAGGAGCAGCAGCAGCAGCAAGAGCUGCAGCAGGACGAAAUAAUUGAUCUGAAGGAGCAGCUGCAGCAACAGCAGCAGCUGCUGGUGCAGAGGGAAGAUGAGCUGCAGCAGCAAGAGGAGCUAAAACGCCAACAGCAAGACGAAUUAAGUGACUUAAAGCAGCAGCUGCAGCAGCAACAGCAGCAGCAACAGGAACAGCAGCAGCACCAGGACAAUGAAAUGUGUUGCCUAAAGCAGAAGCUGCAGCAACAACAACAGGAGCAACAGCAGCAGCAAGGCGAGCUCAGUGACCUUCAGAAGCAGCUACAGGAGCAGCAACAGGAGCUGCAGCAGAAGGAGGAACAGGUGCAGCAGCAACAGCAGCAGCUGCAGCACCAACAGGAGCAGCUGCUGCAACAGCAGCAGCGGCAGGACGAAGUAAAUGGCCUUCAGCAGCAGCUGAAGCAAGAACAGCAGCAGCUGCAGCAGAAGGAGCAGCAGCUGGAGCAGCAGCAACAGCAGCUGCAGGGGGAACGGGAGCAACUGCAGCAGCAAGAGCAGCAGUUGCAACAGCAGCAGCAGCUGCUGCAACAGCAACAGCAGCAGGUACAACAGGAGCAACAGCAGCUGGAGCAGCAGCAGCAACAACUAGAGGAGCAACAGCUGCAGCUCCAACAGAAAGAGCAGCAGCUGCAGCUGCAACAGCAGCAGCAAGAAAAUGCAGACGCUCUCAAGCUGCAGCUGGACGAGCGGUCGCGGGAGCUCGUGCUGCAGAAGGAGGAGCUAAAAAGGAGCAGCAGCGAGUUUGCAGCACAGGCAGCAGCAGCAGCAGCAUCGCAGCAGCAAGUUGCAGCUCUUGAGGGCGAACUGAGGGAGGCCCGUGCUGCUGCUGCUGCUGCAAACGAAUCGCUGGAGCAGCUGCAGCAACAGCACCAGGAGAAGGCGCAGCAGCUCGAAGAGGCACUGAAGGAGCAGCAGCAGCAGAAGCAGUCCCACAAGGAGCUGGAGCAAGAGAUGCUGCAGCUACAGCAGAAAUACGAGCAGCAGCAAGAGCAGCAGCAGCAGCUGCAGCAGCAGCAAACUGCACUGGAGGAAGCCUGGCGUGCAGAGGCCUCUUGGCGCUCGCAGGCAGCAGCAUAUGAGCAGCAAGUUGAUGCUGUCACGCGGGAGCUGCAUCUGCUGCAGCAGCAACUGAAACAGCAGGAGCAGCAGAAGCAGCAGCAGGAGCAGCAGAAGCAGCAGCAGCAGCAAGAGCAGCAAAAGCAGGCUACACCAGAGAGUGAGUCUCUUGCUGAGCUGGAGAUGGCGUUCGCAGUAGGAAGGCCACAAGACCAGCAGCAGCAGCAGCAGCUGAAGCAGCACCCAGCAGCAGCAGGCUCGUCAGCCGUGUUGAUAAUCCCAUUAGGGCCGCCUGCUGAGGUCCGGCAGCAGCAACAGCAGCAGCAGCAGCAGCAGCAGCAGUAG
Molecule: messenger RNA, 3309 nt
Organism: Eimeria tenella
Lineage: Eukaryota; Apicomplexa; Conoidasida; Eucoccidiorida; Eimeriidae
Exons: 10
Coding region: 1-3309 (1102 amino acids)
Biological process (GO): regulation of DNA-templated transcription
Cellular component (GO): nucleus
Molecular function (GO): DNA-binding transcription factor activity
Source: RefSeq, a predicted model, not a curated record